AUGUCCGCCAUCGAGUCAGACGACGAAGGCGAGCUCUUCAACGGGUUCGGCUCCUCGCCAAUCCCAUCCACCUCCUCGUUGAAACCCACCAAGAGAUGGUCCUUCCACAAUAACACCAAACCUAACUUGGUAGACUUGCCCUCAGAGGCCUCCACCAGCCAGCGCCGCCUCAGCGACAUCACAGGCGAGGACAACGUCCACAAAGAAAUCGACCCCAUGAAUCCAGCGUUGUCCCAAAUCGUGGGCGGUGGCCAGUUGUACUCCACAGAAUCGGGAAGGUUGUUUCACGCCGGCAAGAUUUGCAUUGCUUUGGCCGGCUUGCCUGGGAGAGGCAAAACCCACUUGUCGGUGUCUUUGACCAGAUACUUGCGGUGGUUGGGGGUGAAAACCCAUUCGUUCCAUUUGGGCAACUACAGAAGAGCAAAGGCAGAGUCCGACUUGGACCACGUGUUGUUUGUUCCUCUGCCUGACAGUCCCAAGGCCAAUGACUUCCGUAAAGUCAUAGUCGACGAGUGUGUCAACGACAUCCUCAACUUCUUCAAGCACGAUAAGGGCCAGGUUGCUAUCUAUGAUGCCGUCAACGCAUUGCCUGAAUACAGAACUGAUUUGCACAAAAAGCUUACUGACUUGAACAUCCAAGUGUUGUUUAUCGAAAGCUUGGUUACAGACGAUUCCAUCAUCAUGAAAAACAUGGAAGAGGCAGCCAGGUCCUCUCCUGAUUACUUGAGUUGGGACUACGAUAAAGCCUACAAAGAUUACAGUGAAAGAAUCAAGUUCUUGACCCCAUACUACCAGGAAAUGGGUGGUAAGGACGUAGAUUUAUCCUAUAUUAAAUUCAUAAACUUCGGUGAAAGAAUCCAAUUGCACAAUUCAAAUUACGGAUACUUGAUUAAUAAAGUGGUUUUCUUCCUCAUGAACUCCAGAAUAAAGCUGGGUUCCGUUUUUUUCGCCAGAUGCUACAAGAACUCUUUGGAUUAUACGUCAGACCCUCCUUUGGAUGCAGAGGGACUUCAGUAUGCCAAAAAUGUUACCGAGACCUUAUUUAGUCACCUCAAGAGCCAAGGUAAGGAUUACGUCAAAGAAAUUACGUCUACUAGACCUCCAGCUCCAAAGAGACAAUUAUCAGUUGAAGAAAGACACCCUGCCGCGGGUGUUGAUGGAGUUUCUGAUGAUUCCAUAGUAGUCUGGACGUCUACCAAAAAGAGAACCAUUGAAACCACACAAUUCUUCGCCGAGAAAAACAUCAAGAUAAGACACAGAAUCCAGUUGUCGCAAAAGAAUCCAGGUGUGCUUGGUACACUCAGUAACGAUGAGAUCAAAGAAAAGUUUCCGGAUGAGUACGAACACUAUAUCAAGGACCCAUACCAUUACAGAUUUUCUAGAGCCGAGUCGUAUCAUGAUUUGGCCUUGAAAAUUGAACCACUUAUUUUAGAGAUGGAGAGAAUGAGUGGAGACAUAUUGAUCAUAGCCGACGAAACUGUCCUCAAGGUUCUUUACGGCUACUUACUAUCAUGCUCUUGUUACGAUAUACCAUACUUGAAUUUCCUGAGCGAAGACAUAAUUGAAAUUAAGUUCAAUGCAUAUUCGAACACUGCAGAGAGGAUUCCUAUUAAGAGCUUUCCAUGA
Messenger RNA from Suhomyces tanzawaensis NRRL Y-17324, 1626 nucleotides. RefSeq names its product bifunctional fructose-2,6-bisphosphate 2-phosphatase/6-phosphofructo-2-kinase. The record is from RefSeq and is a predicted model, not a curated record. Lineage: Eukaryota; Fungi; Ascomycota; Pichiomycetes; Serinales; Debaryomycetaceae. The coding region runs from base 1 to 1626 and encodes 541 amino acids. Gene Ontology annotation, cellular component: cytosol. Gene Ontology annotation, molecular function: 6-phosphofructo-2-kinase activity; ATP binding; fructose-2,6-bisphosphate 2-phosphatase activity. Gene Ontology annotation, biological process: fructose metabolic process; fructose 2,6-bisphosphate metabolic process. The transcript has a single exon.